Messenger RNA from Rhinichthys klamathensis goyatoka, 3171 nucleotides. RefSeq names its product intermediate filament family orphan 2b (gene iffo2b). NCBI's taxonomy places the organism in Eukaryota, Metazoa, Chordata, Actinopteri, Cypriniformes, Leuciscidae. The record is from RefSeq and is a predicted model, not a curated record. The coding region runs from base 532 to 2037 and encodes 501 amino acids. The transcript has 10 exons.
UGGAGUUUGUUGAGGGGGCGAUAUUGUCCUGCACUCCCUCCUGUCCUGUGUGCGCGAGUGCGCGCCUGCGCGUCCCGGGGUGUGUGUGUGUGUGUGUGUGUGGCGCUGGCGAGGGCGGAGAGUCCGCUGCGGAUCUCCUUCUUUUAGGAGUCUGAAACUCGAUCCCGUCCCGCCGGUUGCUAUAAAACAGUCGCGCGAUCACGGAGUCACCCGGAAGAGUCUGUGUGAAUAAUAUCAGUGUGAUCGGACAGUUUGGAGUUCAUUCUUGCGCUAAUAUCACUGAGAUGAGUCGCAGAUCUCCAGAUGUCCCGGAGUUUCAGGAAUGAGCUGACAUACACACAGUGUGCUCCGAUAUUCCUCCCCGUUCCCAUGGAGAACAUGACGCGUCCUGGAAGGAUAGACAGAUAAUGACUGCACUGCUUGUUUCUGCUCGAUCGAUGAGGGUUUUUUACGCAUGAGAAGACACACCAGCUUCAGAGAGAAUCUGAAGGAUUUGAAUUGAGGUAAAGCGCACUGGUUCUGUACGAAAGCAUGAGUUCUCUGUUGUUUGGAGAGGGGUUUCUGGGCGGUGUGGUGAGCGGUGCGCCAUCGGACGCGGUGCCCAGAGCUCUGCGCAACGACCUGGGAUCCAACAUACAUGUGCUCAAGACCCUCAACCUGAGGUUCCGCUGCUUCCUCGCCAAAGUCCAUGAGCUGGAGAGAAGGAACAAACUCCUGGAGAGCCAGCUGAAGCAAGCCUCCAGUCAGCCGAGGUAUCCCGGCUUCUCCUUCACGCGUGAGGUGGCCGUUCAGACUGACUCUCUGGAGUCCAGACUUCCAGGCACCAUCUGGAGUUACACGCAUAUUCUGAGACAUGGGGAGCGCGUGAAGGGACCCGGAGUCUCCUGGACCCAUCCGGACGGGGUCGGGGUCCAAAUCGACACCAUCACCCCAGAACUAAGAGCCUUGUAUAACGUCCUGGCCAAAGUCAAGCGAGAGAGGGAUGAGUACAAGAGAAAAUGGGAAGAGGAGCUGUCGAGAAGAGAACAGAUGGAGUCGAUGGUGGAGACGCUGCAGGAGAACGUGAACGAGUCUGAAGCCGCUCAGGACGGGUUGAACGAGAAGGUUGAAAGACUGAAAGCUGAACUGGUGGUCUUUAAGAGCCUCAUGAGCGAUGCUGGCGGGCGAUGCCGCUCUAGAGCCGUAGAGAACCGGAGGAAAAUCCUGGACCUGAAACAAAUGUCCGACCUCGACUCCAAGAUUCAGGAGAAAGCCAUGAAGGUGGACAUGGACAUCUGCAGGAGAAUCGACAUCACGGCCAAACUGUGUGACGUGGCUCAGCAGAGGAACUCAGAGGACAUGUCCAAGAUGUUCAACAUCAGUCCUUCCAGAGCGCCAGCAGACAGGGCGGCGGUUGCAUGCAGAAAGAAGGAGAAGAAGCAGGUCUCGGAUGAGGAAAGCUCAGAGAUGGAUGCUGAUCCCAGCACUUCAGAGGAGGACGUUCCCUUUAACAUCACAGACGAGAUGAAGCGCAUGUUCAACCAGCUACAUUGUUCAGAUAACUCAUUUGUUGCUAGGCGGGAGACGUUUGAUGUCGAUGAUGACUGUGACAGUCUGACGUGGGAGGAGAACGACGAUACGCUCCUGCUAUGGGAAGAUUUCACCAACUACAACAUACCCUGUGCCCUUACCAACAGCAGCGGUGCUCUCGACUGCAACGGAGACGCUCCCGACACGGACGGCAGUCUCGGCAGUCUCAUCGAUGAGACCGAGUCUCUUUUCAAGACCAGAGAGCAGGAAUAUCAAAAGACAAUCGGACAAAUUGAGGUGGAGUUGGCCACCGCUAAGAGUGACAUGAACAGACACCUGCACGAGUACAUGGAGAUGUGCAGCAUGAAGCGAGGGCUGGAUGUGCAGAUGGAGACCUGCAGGAGAAUGAUCAAGGGUGGCAGAAAUUCUCCUUCCAUCAGCUCAACCGCGAGCAGUGACUCAGGGAACACUGACGAGAUACAAGACGAGUCAGACAAGGAUGGAGAGACGGAGGGGCCAAUCAGCUGAUACCUGCCCAGCCCGGCCCCGCCCUCUUCCCCCCACGAGCUCCAAUCAGCUCUCGGGCCACCCAGCAAUCGGCCAAUGGCUUUAUACUGAGGGACAGAGCCCACUCCCAGAAACCCAAAAUCCUGUAGGUGCUUUACCGUCUCCGAGUCAGAGUGGGGCGGAGUUGAUGAGGGUUGUUUUUGUGCUUGACAUCAAUAUCGAUGCGUCACACGGUGCAACAGCUCUGCUAUGAAUCGGAUCAGUCCCAGCCAAAAUACGUCACACAAUACACCUGAUCAAACCCAAAUCCAUAUCUUGAUGAACUGGAAAACGUUCAGUGACACAUCAGACUGAAAGCCAAUCAGACCAAAACGGACUGAACCCCCUCCGAUCAAACGCAUCAGAAUGAUCUCCUUAACAUUCGUGGCUUUUUAUUUUUCUAAAAACAAUUUCAGAAAUCAACGGUUUACUGCAGAAACAUUUCGGCCUUUUAAGCCCCGCACCCAGUCUUGAAAGUGGAACACAGAGCAAGCUCACGUUCUAUGCAAUCGGCCUUAUUUCGGGAUCUGUGUUUAUGAUUUGCCUUUGUUUGCAGCGCAGCCGAUUUCCUCUGUUAUGUUUUAAAGUGUUGCCCAGGCCUCACAAUGUUUACGCACAGAAUCUGUGGAACAGCGUCACAUCAUUUUGAGCUGCUACCAAUGACGAUUGAAGCUUUAAGGGUUACAGCUAUGUGCCUAAAUACUGUAUAUAUUGCAGGUUCAUUUUGGAUGGCCUUACUGCAUUUCCACUACUUUUUAAAGUUGCACUCAUCAUAAUCAUGAGGGAAAUAAUCAAAUAUAUUUUGUUGAUUGUAUGGGGACUUUCUUAUGUCUAAGCUCAUUUCUUUGCAAGGCUAAGAAUCGUCAAGAAUUUUCGGUGGAGGUUUUGAUUGUAUAUAGACCAUGUCCCAGCCAACAGGGAACGUUCUGGCAAGGUUCUCUCAAAAUUAUGAACAAACGAUCUUUCAGUGACGUUAACAGAACUUUUUUUUAAAGUUAUAUGGUCUUUAAUAAUGUUCUCAAAGUGUUAGCACAAAAACAUACAUUUUUUAAAUGUUGUUACUUGUUACUAAAGUAACAAUCCUUGAAUGUUUGCAAAAUGGAAUGUUUCUUUAAC